This is a messenger RNA of Etheostoma cragini (Arkansas darter), 1238 nucleotides long. Its product is annotated as RING finger protein 222. The transcript has a single exon. The record is from RefSeq and is a predicted model, not a curated record. Bases 204 to 824 code for a protein of 206 amino acids. Lineage: Eukaryota; Metazoa; Chordata; Actinopteri; Perciformes; Percidae.
GCCUUCAGAGGACCCAAUCAGUCAAUCCACCGCAGUCAGUCACAGGUGGCAGGCCCUGUUCUACAAGGCGCAGCUCGCCUCCACCCUCAGCCAAAGAUAAAAAAAGAAAGAAGAAGAGUCAUGCACUGAUUCACACUACAUUCCCAAACCAAUAGAUUUUCUAAUUUUUCAACUCUCUUGCUGCAGUGACUGAUUUUCUUUCAAUGGCAUUUCAUAAGGAAGACAGCCAGGAGGACGCGCGAGAGUGUCCAGUGUGCUACGAGUGUCUGUCGGGCACAGAGAGGACUCUAAGCUGCGGACAUGUGUUCUGUCACGACUGUCUGGUUAAAACGCUGGUCAGCAUCAACAGCAGCACUCUCAGAGACACCAUUGUUUGCCCCAUCUGCCGACAUCUUACAUUCAUCAAGAAACAAAAGGAAGCGCUCGUGUCCCUCGUGGCGGCCAAGGAGCCAGAUGAAGUGCAGACCCUGGAGGUGCCUCUCCCUACACCGAGGCACCUCCAGAGCGCACGGCGCGACUCCACGGACCGUUUACCGAGGGAAGUUAACUGGAUUGCUCGCUGCUAUAGGAGAAUGUCCGAAGGAAUUCGUCGACAUAGGUUGAUCAACCCCAGCCAUAAUGCAUCUCAGAUCUUUAUCAUCAGCACUCAGGGGCGACCCAUGGCUGAAGACGAUGCGCUCAGUGUUGUGAUGACUGUGGUUCAACCCCAUCGCAGGCAAAGGCGCAGGAUUUGCACAACUGCACGAUGCCUGCUCGUUUUGCUGUCAGCGUUUACUUUACUGGCACUGGUGGCUGCAACUUUACCCUGGAUUUUGUUGGCAUAGCCCUGUGAUGUGGAUGUGGAUUAUGACGUGCCAGGAAAAGGAUUAACUGUCAUUUAUAGAAAACAUCGUCCCAUCCAAGGAAUGAAGUUUAUACCAGUUAGCCUAUAUGCACUUUGGGAAUUAAUUUAUUUGUAUUACUGAUAAAAAAUAAUCUAAUGCAUUUUAGUAAAUAAUCGAUAAACUGAAAAUGUAUAAUAAGUCAAUAUGUUAAACAAGACCUACUUUAGUUUUAAACAUAGUUUUAAGAAUCGAUUAAGUAUUGUAAAUUCUUUCCUAGGCUUGUGAAUUACCUUUAAUGUGUAUUACCAAGCAACAGUCUUAUGUAAAGUAAAGGUUAAAGCCUUGACAGUUCAGUCUUAUGUGUUGUAUUCCUGUCUGUGGCAUGGUCUAUAUGUUUUAUGAAAAGCAAACAGG